CGCAGCAUGGAGGAAAUGUUGGACUCUCUGCAUGACAACUGCUGUAUCCCUUACCUCGAUGACAUCCUCUGCUACUCCGACUCCUUCACUAGCCAUGUUGAGGGAGUACGUCAAGUCCUGAGAGCCUUGCAGUCCCAUGGUGUCAAGCUUCGACCAACAAAGUGUGAGCUGUUCCAGAAAGAGGUCAGGUAUGUUGGGAGGCUGGUCUCUGCAGACGGUGUCAGGAUUGACCCAAAAGACAUUGAUGCCAUUAUGUCUCUGAAAGAGAAGAGGCCAAGCACAGUUGGAGAAGUGCGGAAGUUACUGGGUUUCCUAAGCUACUAUAGAGCCUAUAUUCAAAACUUCUCAAGCAUUGCAAAACCAGUUUAUGAUCUGUUAAAAAUUAAAGGAAACUCUACCGUGACACAGGGGAAACAUAAGGUGGGAAAAGGAGCUCAGAUGCCCUCAAGGACACCUGUCCCGUGGACUGAUGAUCACCAACGGAUUCUUGAACAGCUGAUUGACACGCUUUCACACCCACCUGUGUUGGCCUAUCCGGAUUUCAAACUGCCAUUUGUGCUCCACACUGACGCCUCUCAGCAGGGACUCGGCGCUGUGUUGUAUCAACGACAGGAUGGAAAAAUGAGAGUCAUCGCCUAUGGUUCAAGAACUCUGUCUCCCGCUGAGAAGAAUUACAACAUGCACUCAGGGAAACUGGAGUUUCUUGCUCUUAAGUGGGCGAUAUGUGUGAAAUUUAGGGAUUACCUGUUCUAUGCACCCCAUUUCACAGUAUACACAGACAAUAAUCCCCUCACAUACAUGAUGAGUACUGCCAAGCUGAAUGCUGUGGGCCACCGAUGGGUAGGUGAGCUAGCAGACUUUAGGUUUGAUGUCAAAUACAGGCCAGGAAGAGUGAACAUAGACGCAGACACGCUCUCUCGUCUCCCUCUUGACAUUGACACCUACGUUAGAGAGUGUAUUGAGGAACUCACAAGAGAAAUCAUCCAAACCACAUGGGAUAGUUGUGAGUCUGCAAAGAGGCAGGAUGUUGCUUAUGUUGCUGCAUUGGACCUGGCUUCAUGCUCAGUCACCUGUGAAUGUGUCACCCCUUACCAUUGACCACAGUGAGCUAGUCAAUGCCCAAAGGGAGGACCAUGCAAUCGGUGAGCUUAUCAAACUUAAAGAGGCCAAGGCAGUAUUGACCAAUGAGGACAAGAAGAGAGCCAGUGGUACACUCAGAAAGCUCAUGCACGAGUGGGGAAAACUGCACAUGGAAAAUCAACUGUUGUACCGGACGGCCAGUCAGCGGCAGCAGCUCGUCUUACCAUCACGAUACCACCCCCUGGUACUAAAGCAUCUCCAUGACGACAUGGGACAUGUUGGGGCUGAGAGGGUCAUCCACCUGGCUCGAGACCGUUUCUACUGGCCUUUCAUGAAAAAGGACAUUGAAACCUAUGUAACCAGAAAGUGUCCCUGUAUAGAACAAAAGAAACCUGUGACACACGUCAGAGCACCAAUGGGCAGCAUCACUUCAUCUGCACCACUUGAGCUUGUGUCUAUAGACUAUAUGCACCUGGAAACUAGCAAAGGGGGCUACGAGUACAUUUUAGUAGUUAUUGACCAUUUUACCAGAUUUGCUCAAGUCUACGCAACAAAAAAUAAAUCUGGCAGAACAGCUGCUGAAAAAAUCUAUAAUGACUUUAUUCCAAGAUUCGGCUACCCGGCCAGGCUACACCACGACCAAGGCAGAGAGUUCGAAAAUGACCUGUUCAAGACCCUGAGGCAUCUGGCUGGAGUUGCUCAUUCAAGGACAACCCCAUACCACCCCCAAGGAAACCCAGCUGAGAGGUUCAAUAGAACACUGCUCCAAAUGUUGAGGACCCUGGGAGAAAAAGAAAAGAGCAACUGGAAAGAACACUUAUCCCUGGUUGUACAUGCAUACAACUGCACCAGGCAUGAGGCAACAGGCUUCUCACCCCACUACCUCAUGUUUGGACGGCACCCGUGUCUCCCAGUAGAUUUAAUGUUUGGCCUGUCAGCCAAAGGUCAGACUGAAACAACACAGGGCUAUGCUAAGAAAUGGUCUCUGAGAAUGAAAGAGGCUUACCGGAUUGCAUCUGAAAACAGUCAACACUCCAGUGCAAGAAACAAGAAGUACUAUGACUGUCACAUCAAGGGAGUUGUGCUCCAACCUGGUGAUAGAGUCCUAGUCCGUAACAUGAGUGAGAGAGGUGGACCUGGAAAAUUGAGGUCCUACUGGGAACAAACUGUGUAUGUCGUCAAAGAACAAGUUGGUGAAAUUCCUGUGUACAAAGUGUGCCCUGAGACAGGUGGUGAUAAGAUCCGUACCCUCCAUCGAAAUCUCCUACACGUUGUCAAUGACCUACCUGUAAACUUGCCUGAACUAACAGGAAAUCCGCUACCACCUAGAGGGAAAAGCAAGAGUCAUCAUGUUGAGAAACCACGACAGAGAGAGACAUCACAAAGCAGUGACUCAGAAAACUCUGAUGAUGAGGCACCUAGAGUACGAUACUGGCUAAGAGUACCUCCACAAGCUGGACUUCACUCACAGAAUGUUGAACCUAGCUCUGGAUCUCAGCGAAACACAGAUGGUCCGAAAAGGGUACCUGAACCACAUAGAUAUAGAGUGCCAUCGAGAUAUCAUACACCAGAACAACAUGGAGUUGUUACACCUGAGAGAGAAACCAGACAAGAACAACCAGAAGAACGGACUGAUGAGGAAGACCUGCCUGUGGAUUCUGAAGCACCGGAAGAGCAUGAGAAAUACUAUCUGUCAUCGCGCCCUGCAUAGCGGGGCCUGUUACACUAUUGUAAAAAAAGAUGUUUACUGAAAAGAUUAAAUGAUACUAAGAAGACUGAA
Messenger RNA from Gymnodraco acuticeps, 2860 nucleotides. RefSeq lists its product as uncharacterized. Lineage: Eukaryota; Metazoa; Chordata; Actinopteri; Perciformes; Bathydraconidae. The record is from RefSeq and is a predicted model, not a curated record. Gene Ontology annotation, biological process: DNA integration. Gene Ontology annotation, molecular function: nucleic acid binding. The transcript is spliced from 2 exons. Bases 1025 to 2791 code for a protein of 588 amino acids.